CUUGACCUCUGGUUGCAACUUAAAACAGCCCCAUGGAUUCAAAGUCCCCCUGCAAGCGAAUCCUAUGGGCCCGUCAGCGAAGCCGCCCACCUCGCCGCGGUCCCAUUCGCCCGCCCCACCUCCUCCUCCGCCGCCGCUCCACCAGACCGACGCCGAUGAGGAGGACGAGAACGUGAAGCAGCUCAAGGAGUGCUCCGCCCUCUACUUAGCCUUACAGGAAUGCCUCGUCCAGACCAACCGGAACUGGAAAUCCUGCCAACCCGAAGUUCAGGCAUUAAAAGCCUGUCAGGCAAGGAGAAAUGAUGGUAGAGAAAAGUGAGAGUGGUCGCAAGCUACAGCUUUACAACCGUAUGGCUCUACCAAAACUGGUGGUUGAAAUUUGAGGCUACUCCGGAAAUAUUCUCCAACAAGAUAAGGCAAUAGCAUGCCAAAGAUGUUCUGGCCUCAAUGAAUUCAGCCUUGUUAUUAGGUGCUGCAUUGAAACAGGAUUGCCAUGGAUACCUAAGCAGGAAUGCAAAAUAAAAGGUGAUCAAUUCCCAUUAUUCUUCACCAGAAGGACUUACAUCAAGAGAUGGAACCUGUUUGAUGAACAGCCAAUACUCCGAGGCCAUGAAUUGGAAAAAAGCUUCAUCUGGAUCCCAUAACUUAUAUUCAAUAUAUCUACUAAAAGACCUAUACUUAAGCCAGACAGAGGACUAAAAUGCUAUGCUCAAAACAAUUCAAGAAGCUCCUCAACCACGGUACCAGAUAUACCAAAAAAUGUAUCUUGAAACAGUGGGUCAAAGCCAACCAAGACAAUCCUCUCCAACAAGGAGACUUCUCAAACCAGAGAAAGAUCCCGACAUCAUCGAUAAUAUAGACCUCUCAAUGUAUCAUCGAGAAACAAGAGUAAAAGAUUAUUCUGAAACACAGCAUCUACAUUAGUCUUGCUACUUCAGAAAUGCACAACUUGUUCAAUCCUGGAGAAUGAAAAAAAAUAGAGAAAAGAAAUGAAAACAUUCUCUACCGAACAAAUGAAAGACUGACCUUGUAGAGCAACCUUAUUCCAAAGCACGAAUAAUGGUUAAAUCAAUAUAACAGUACAAAACCAGCUCAGCCAAUUUG
Messenger RNA from Elaeis guineensis (African oil palm), 1104 nucleotides. RefSeq lists its product as uncharacterized. The record is from RefSeq and is a predicted model, not a curated record. NCBI's taxonomy places the organism in Eukaryota, Viridiplantae, Streptophyta, Magnoliopsida, Arecales, Arecaceae.